Penicillium brasilianum is the source of this 1336-nucleotide messenger RNA. NCBI's taxonomy places the organism in Eukaryota, Fungi, Ascomycota, Eurotiomycetes, Eurotiales, Aspergillaceae. The record is from the annotation of a GenBank genome assembly.
ACAGAGACAAUUCUCGUCUACAGAUAUCUUAUUUAGACUACGGUCUCACCUUCGCAACCGACGAAGUUACUGUAUCGUAGUGCUUACAGCAUGGCCACGACCACCGAUCGUUACCAAGCUUCCGGCGUAGACAACUGUGAACUCCUAAUCGCGUUCGAGUCCGAGCAUAUGAAGGGAGGACAUGUCCUCGUCGAGCCUAACAAAUACCCACACCUUCCAAAACCCUCGAAAAAAUAUCUCUGCCUGACACAUCUGGACUUCAUCUCGGACUGCCGCUUCGUUCUCCAUAGCGACACGCCUAUUCUACACACUUUUGAUCGCCAUGGAGGUGUCCUGGAGCAGCUAUCUCUCCACGAACAUCGGCAAAUUCGUGAACGAUUCAAAGGCACCCCGACACGUACUCAUCAACAAUCGCAUACCUGUCCUGAUGUUAUUCCUUGGGACUCAAGUCGCCCACAGCCUGAAUUUCUCGAUUUAGCAGUACUAUAUCGUGUGAAUGCGUCGAAACACAAUCGCAAGAAUAUUUCACGUGAGCUGUUCAAAAACGGUCUCGUCGAAUCGAUCAUGGUCAAGUCAGCAGUCCAUGAUUUCUGGUUCUCCUGGUUAAAGCCACGAAGCAUUCUUACUUCCUCGUUCGCUCUUCUCUAUCUCAAGGGAAACGUGUUGGUCUCCGGCCGCCAUCUAGUUGGGGGAGCCGCGCUUUCAGAUCUCUUAUGGGACACGGGCUCAGAGCUUCGUGUCCGCUUCUUGGAGGGAAGCGAAUUCGUCAAGGAGAAAGUCAAAUUCUAUGCUCGAAUAUGGGAGAAGCAUGCCAACAUAAGAUUUGUAUUUAUAGAUUCUGGACCGUCGGAUAUUCGGGUUGCUUUUCGAAAAGGCGAAGGAUCCAAUUCAUACAUUGGCAAGCAAAGCCGUCACAUCCCAGAGGACCAGGCAACUAUGAACCUAGGCUGGUUUGACGAGUCAACUCCCGACACAGAGUUCUCUCGCACAACGCUUCAUGAAUUCGGCCAUGCCUUGGGCCUUGUUCAUGAGCACAUGAGCCCAGCUGCGGAUAUCCAGUGGAAUAAACCUGCUGUCUACCAGGACUAUAUGGCCGAGCCGAAUAAUUGGACGAAAGAAGAGGUUGAUCAAAACGUACUUGGGAAAUACAGUCCUAGCGUUACGCGGUUUACCAAAUUCGAUCCGGACAGCAACUUGUGUUAUGAUAUCUGCAAGGAGCACACCCUCAAUGGAAUCGCGACCUCCCCUAACGCGGUCCUAUCAGAUUUGGACAAAGAGUUCAUCGGCCAGGUCUAUCCUUUUAAGGCUCCCGCAAAUGUACCUACAUAGAACUAAG